This is a messenger RNA of Cryphonectria parasitica EP155, 678 nucleotides long. RefSeq lists its product as uncharacterized. Gene Ontology annotation, biological process: protein polyubiquitination; proteasome-mediated ubiquitin-dependent protein catabolic process. The record is from RefSeq and is a predicted model, not a curated record. The transcript is spliced from 3 exons. Gene Ontology annotation, molecular function: ubiquitin conjugating enzyme activity. Lineage: Eukaryota; Fungi; Ascomycota; Sordariomycetes; Diaporthales; Cryphonectriaceae. Bases 1 to 678 code for a protein of 225 amino acids.
AUGGCUGCUGCUGCGAAACAACGGAUUCUCACCGACCUAAAGUCUCUGCAGAAGGAGAAAUGGGUGCGCAUCGAUACUGACGACGCAAAUAUCUUCCGCUGGCAUCUUGCCCUUAUGGUCGUCAACCCUGACAGUGACUUCAAUGGUGGAUACUUCAAGGCCGAGAUGACCUUCCCGCAUGACUACCCCUACUCGCCCCCCAAGUUCCGUUUCCUCAGGCCCAUCUGGCACCCCAAUAUCUAUCCCGACGGUCAGCUCUGCAUCUCCAUCCUGCACCAGGCAGGAGAGGACGUGAUGUCUGGCGAGGAUGCUGGCGAGCGUUGGUCGCCUCUGCAGGGUGCCGAGUCCGUUCUCCGAUCCAUCCUCCUCCUUCUCGACGAUCCCGAGAUCAACUCUCCCGCCAACGUCGAUGCCAGCGUCAUGUACCGAGACAGAAAGGACGCGUACAAAAGCAAGGCGAGGGCCAUAGUCGAGAUUUCGAAGAAGGACAUUCCCGAAGGUUUUACCGUGCCCACCAGCUUCGAGCCCGAGGCCGCCCCCAAGAUCGAGUACGAUGACGACUUCUAUGCCCCUAGCGGGGAUGAAGAAUUUGACUUCGACGAGGGCAGCGAAUCUGACGAGGCCAUGGAGGAUGGCGACGAUGAUGAGGACCCCAGCGAUGAGGAUGCCUCAUCAUGA